AUGCUUUUUUUUUUCUUCCCCUCUGUCUUAUUUUGCAGUGCUGGACCUAAAGGAGACAACAUAUACGAAUGGGUUUCCACCAUACUUGGUCCAACAGGUUCUAUAUAUGAGGGCGGAGUUUUCUUCCUUGAUAUUCAUUUCUCAACAGAAUACCCCUUCAAACCACCAAAGGUGACAUUUCGCACCCGUAUCUAUCACUGCAACAUCAACAGCCAGGGCACAAUCUGUUUAGACAUCCUGAAAGAUAACUGGUCUCCUGCCUUGACCAUUGGCAAAGUUCUUCUAUCCAUCUCUUCCCUCCUCUCAGAUUGCAACCCUGAGGAUCCCCUUGUCGGAAGUAUAGCUACACAGUAUCUGUCGAACCGUACUGAACAUGACAGGUUAGCCAAGCAAUGGGUACAGAGGUUUGCAACAUGACGUAGGAGAGGUCUGCUACAUUGCGGGCUACUCUCUCACACAUUGUACAGUUAAAGGAAAAAAGUUUCAAUUUUUUUAAUUGCGGGCUGUGGUCUGCCAGUGAUGGAAUCCCCAUUGUUUUUUAUGUAUUUUCCAUGCUUUUCACCCUUCCCUUCCCCCACUCUUGUGUCCAAAUUUUACCAAAAUUGUCGGCCCUGUCUCACACAGUUUUACAAUUGAACCAUUUAUCUCAUCUAUGGAAAAUGAUUGAUCCUUUUUAACAUGGCAAUUUUUUUUCAUACAAUUGGCUAUUAGCAUUAGCCCUCUUUCUAUUUACAUGUGAUUACUUUCAAUCCCAAGUAAAGAAAGCCAGCAUUACCAGUAUUUGUCACCUCUAAGGUAUAUACUGUGACCCUUUGUGAACAAAAAAGGGGCACAGUGAGAUGUACAUGCUAUAUGUCCAUAUAAAGUUUACACCAUCUCCAAGGGUGCGGUGCUGAGCCAUGUAGCCUUAUCGCUGGCGUUCCAUGGUUGAAAUUGAUUUUCAUGAAUCAUUUUUUAAAGAUUGGGUUAAAGAUCCUGUAACCAAAAAAAAGAAAGAUACAAAUACAUCUUCUUUAUUACAGUACCAAGGUGUAUAUUGUGCAAUGCCAUCGCAAAGGAUCAAGAUCUUGAUAUCGAUAUUUGAUUGGUCUGAAUGUAAAGAAAUGCUUCUUGUGAACUGUAUGCACAUGCCAAUAAGUAAAGCUUAAAUCCAUGCCCUAAAAAAAAAGAGAAAGAUACAAAGGUGAAACAAGAUAUUCAGAUAAGAAAUGUUGUAGGAAAUUGUUUGAUCAAUCCAUCUAAGCUUCCAUAUAAACACAGAUCUCUCUCUCUCUCUCCUUUUUUUCAUUGAUAAGUCAGAUAGUGUCUUAUUAUUCUCUCUUCUGUUCAACAUAACUUGUAUUGCAUAUGGAUUAGUCAUGCUAUAAAAAUAUUCCGCUUUGUUAUGAGUGUUUCAUCAGUGAGCUGAUAUCAUGAACAUCAUAGUACAAUGCCUAUUUUAAUAAUUAUAAAAAUACCAUGGGAUCAGCAUUAUGGAUUGGUUCGAAGGGUUGCUAAACUGCGCAAGGCAUAUCAAGUCCAUUUAUCUACCUCCUUUUUGAUGUGAAGUUAUUCCACUCAACAUAUCCCAUUUAUAUUUUACUGUUCAUAGAUAAUUUGAAUCCCUCCUUGUUUGAUGUUUAAAAAAAAUAAUCUUCUACAAUUGCUUAAAGUGAACUUUCGAUUUUUUUUUCUAAAAAGGAAGAGAGAUUGUUGAUAAUUGGCAUGAUUUUUACCCCGCACAUUGCUGAAGGCCAUACGGUGUACCACGGUUAGUUGUGAUUUGACAUUUAGUUGUACAGGAGGAUUCUAAUUCUAUAAAACAAUCAACUGGACAUAACAACCGUGUCUUGUUGCAAUAUAGAAUCUGUUUUGGACCAUUCAGUAUUGAAUAACGAUAAAGCAAAGUGUCAUUAAGGUUUCGAAAGCCAUGAUACUUUCUUUGAAAGAUUUUUCUCCUUUUUCCUGUUAUUAUUUUUUGUUUGCCUUAAAUGUACUUCCCAGUCUCCUUAGCUUUGACCACUUCCUGGCUAAUGUGAUAAUUCAAGCCAACAAUACCACUGGUAGACCACAUAAUGAUGUACAGCGUAUACUCUGUCAGUAAUUAUCAUAUCUCAAGAUUUUUUUCACAUUUUUUAAAUAUUUCAAAGUGUUCUUGCAUGUUUAUUAUCAUAUUGAACGAAAGAUUAAUUGUUGAUAUACCGGGCCUUUUAAAAGACAUUGUUGAAAAUCAGUCGAGAAUCUCCUUGUCUGUCUAUUAAAGUUUUCAUAUUAACUCAUCAGAAUGUUCUACAAUGUAUGAUUAAGCACUAAUAUCUACACAGGAACUAUUUCAUAAAACUGUUCAUAGAGUUUUACAUGACUUUAUGAAAGACUGGAAUGUGAUGAACCAAAAUGCGAGCUUGAAAAAAAAAUGUUUUGAUUUUUUUUCAAGAUGCAUUUAACUACAACUGUAUAUGCUGGUGUUCAGGCAGUAAAACACAUUUUGAUUGCAGUUAAUGCAGUUGAUACACACAUUUAGCUUGUCAUAAGUCAGUCAUUUGUAAAGUAAUUCAUCCUUGGCAGCUUUAUGAAAUACCAUGAGGUUCUAAUUGAUUUGGUAUGAUACAAUAUCUUACUUUUAUAUUAUAUCCUCUUGUGCUGAUGUCCUACAUGUAUUUUUAAGUGAUUAUGUAAUUACAGAAUGUGCAGCUCAAAAGAAGGUGAAACAGUCAAAAGUGAAAAUCUUGCCAAAUGAAUGUUUUAUUCCUUCAAGCCAAUCAAUGCAUAUAUUUUGAAAACACUUAGAGAUCAUACACUUCUCCACAGUAUGAGGAAUUAAUAAUAUUUGCUUGGAGAUAAAUGGAGGAAUAUCUUUUGAGGUCUUUUAAAAUCUCUGUUACAUUUAGUGCUUGUAUGACUCAGCCAUACUCCCAAAAUGACUUCAAAGUUCACACCAACUCAAAAUCCACUGCUCCAUGGCCAAAGAAGGCUAAUACUAAAAUGUCUUUUAAUGUUAUGAAUCUAGGUCUCUGAUUGGUCAAAGUUAUGAAAUCCACCAUCGACUGCUUGGCAGUAUAGUUACCCUGUACAUAUAGAAUGAGGAAUUACCAUGCUUGUCAACUUUCAGUCAUGGACCUGUUCUCAUUACUUCCCUAAAACUAGUUUACUGGAAACUAGUUUAACGUUGAAUGAGAACGGUCGAAGCGGUCUUGGAAGCUAUCUUCCAAACUAAUUCGGAAAACCACCUCGCGAUGUAUUUUUCAAGAUCGCUUUGCCUCGUUAAACCGCUUUUAGCAUAAGUGAGGACACAACCAUUCUUCGGAAGUGAUCUUCGCACAUUUUGAGUGUGCUACUCCACACACUGUGUGUAGAAUGUCUACGCUGUGGUUUUUUAUUUCGUGCGAAACAUAUCACCCCCCACAGAGAGCGUUCCCAUACCAACAAGGCCACUUUCGGCUGAUCAAAUGGGAACGCUAGCAAAAUGAUCUUCCAAACUGGUUUCCUGAACCGAUUUCCAGUAAACUAGUUUUAGAAAGUAUAAUGAGAACGAUGUCAUAUUUUGCGUGCAUUUCCCAAAACUUCCCCACAUAUGCAUUUAGGACAGGACUUUAAAUUGUCUUGUACUGAAGGCUUAAUCAAUUAAAUCAUGUAUAUCCGUCAAUCCAUGUACAUAUACCCUUUCAUCAAUUGCUAAAGGUGAUAUUAAAGAACAAUAUGUACUUUGGAGGAGGUCGGGGUUUUUCUUGUCCUCAAUGUUUUGUUUGAGCGUAAACUGUUAUUCUUUAUUGUUUAGCAGUUGGGUCAGUAUGUUAGUAUGACCUUGCUCUUUGUAGAUUCAUUUAGGUGCUAUAGAUGGGAAUUUUGAUUGUCUAGACCUUGUAAUUUUAGUGGAAAUUUUGAUGCAUUGAAAAUUCAUGAAAAUCUUUCAGAUGUGGGAAUUCUUGUAAUUGCAACUCAGCAGCGAGUGCAAACUUUGUGUAACUUUGCCAUCAAAGGAAGUUUUGUCUUAUGGUUGUUUCCAUUAUUUACUUUACUACUUAUUUACUUACUUAUGUAUGAUGAUAUUGUAUGGAUGAUAAGUUAUCCUGAGUGACAAACCCAAGUCUUUUAUACCUGUGAAUUAGCUGAAUCGUUUAACAAGGGUUACAAUAUCUCACCAAAAAAAGGGUUAUUAUUAACUACAUCAAAUCACAAUGGACAAAUUAGAGGUCAUUAUCAAAAGUUUGUGGACCGGCACGGACUGGAUGAAAAAGUGCAAUGUGUCUUUUGCCCAGAGUCCAGGAUGAAACUGUUUUGAUUCACCGAUUUUUGACAAAGACUGCUUUGAUAUAAAGGGCUUUUGACAAUAGAUUAUCAGCAUUAUAGAAAGCGUCUAGGAAGUGAUUGCUAAAAUGCCUUAGUCUCAAGUUCUGAUCAAGAUUAUUUAGGGUCCUGAUGCAUAAAAGUUACUAUAAUGGUAACUUUAUGUCAUCAAAUGAAUGGUACAUGUAACUACCAUGGUAACAAAGCUCAACAGCCAAUCAAAAUAAAGGAUUCCAUAUCAGUUUAUCUACCAUUAGAAUGGCAAAGUGACCACUAUAGUUAAACUCUUAUGUGCAGUGGGGUCCAGAUCAGAAAUUAUUAUGAGAUACAUGUAUUACUUUGAAAACUUGGCUGAUGUAAAUGGGCCUUAUGUGCCUCUUAAAAUGCAGGCCAAUGAGUGUUAAAAUCACAACUGGACUGCAAUAGCCAAUGCUAGUUGUUGACCCAUUGCAGGGAAUGAAUAAUUUUCCUGGUAUCGCAUCGCAAUUUGCUCCACAUUUUGUAAAGACUGCUAUGCAAAAAUUCUUUUGUAUAGCAUAUAUUUACAUAGGACUGUACAUUAGUUAAAGAGCUUUUCUCUUAUGACCAAAAAUGCUAUUCAAAUUUGUCAAGCAAAAUUAUUCCCUGGCCUCCUUGAGUUGGGAGAUGAAUCUACAAAUCCUUUGGAAAUUACAGAAUUCAGUAGUCAAAGGGUUUAACAGAUUCAAUGUAGGAAACGACUGUAUUGUGUCCCUCCUUUUAGUGAAAUCAGACAAUUAGCAUCAGCAUUUUCUGCUUUUGAUCAUUAUUCUUUGUUUUUCACAAAACAGCACAUAGUUGUAUGGAUUGACUGUAACGCUAAACAUGUGAAAAUUUUAAGUUAGUUGACUGUUAUUCCUCACCCGAAACAGCAUUUUAUAUAGGCCUACUAAUUCAAAAGCAGGCUUUGUUAGUGGUUAUAAAUUAUUUCAGCCUACAAAACUCAGUAUGCGUAAUUGUUCUUGUGGAUCUAGCUGUGUAGGCACUCAGCACUUCAAUGCUAGCUCAUGAUGAAUAUUUUUGGUCAGAUUCUAUAAUGCUUGUGUGCUGGGGAAUCCAUUCAAAUGAUAAAGACACCUUUGUAAUGAUGGAAAAUAUGCAAAUAUUUAUGUGUAUAUACUGAAUGUAGUUUAUUAAUCAAGUUUGAUAAUUACUGACAGAUUAAAAGGCAUUUUAAAAGAAAUCAUAUGGUAAAGAAAGCUAGUGUUUUGAAAUGUAGAUGAUAGCAAUUUAUGCCUUUGGAUGUAGAGCGGAGUGUAGACAUUUUUAUGUGUUUUCAGUAGUGUAAACAGGUGACAGCUCAAAAGUAUAUGUACAUGUAAUGCACAGCCAUGUGAAAACAAUAUGUACUUCCCACUGUACUGAAACUAUGUUGUGUAUUACUAUGUAUGCUCACAUAUUUUGGAUAAUUGAGUAAAAUACAAUUGCUAGUGAUGUAAGUAAAAAAAUAAUUGCUAGUGAUGUAAUCCAUCUUUCAGUUGUAUCUGUCAAAUGAUUUGAUAUUUAUUGCUCAAUAUCAUUUCCAAUGAAUUUGAAUAUUGUUUACUGUCACAACUUAUUCCACGAUCAAACUGUAUGUUAAGUUGUUUUAAUGGUAAAUGUAAGUCGAAAGGUAAAGCAGUAUGUGGAAAGACUGGAUGUGAUUUUAAGUGUGAUGAUAUGAAAUGAAGAGGUUGUUUGGUGAGCAGUACGCAACACAACAUAGAUUGUUGUAUGUUUGUAUAGUUUUACUGGGGGGGGGGGGUGAAAGAGAUAGGGGGAGAGAGAGUGUGUGUGUCUGUGUGUAGGGAAGAGUGGAUGGGGUGUGUGCGAGUGUGUGUGUUUGUGUAUGGUUUUGAGGGUACAGAUGUGUUAUUGCAUGUUUGUGGAUGGGUGUGUGGGUAUGUGUGUCUUCUUUGAAAAUCUAUCACAAAGAAUUUUAUACAGCAGGGAAGACAUGAAUCAGACAAAUUUUAAUUUGAGUAGUCUUGAAAAGAAACUGUUGUCACCUUAAACAAGAUGAGGAGAAAUUGUAAGUGCUACAGGUAUUUUGAAUAUUGGAGAAGAAAAUGUUAGCACUUGAAUAUUUUUUUUGUUUGGUUCAAUGUUUCUACAGAAUCAUGUUCUCAUUUCACUUUGUGAAAUUGUAAUAUGUCAUUUUAUGUCACUCGUUAACCAUGUAGAAUAAAUGCACAUGGAACAUAAAGAUA
This is a messenger RNA of Lytechinus pictus (painted urchin), 6470 nucleotides long. Its product is annotated as ubiquitin-conjugating enzyme E2-24 kDa-like. Bases 1 to 417 code for a protein of 138 amino acids. Lineage: Eukaryota; Metazoa; Echinodermata; Echinoidea; Temnopleuroida; Toxopneustidae. Gene Ontology annotation, cellular component: nucleus. Gene Ontology annotation, biological process: protein polyubiquitination. The record is from RefSeq and is a predicted model, not a curated record. Gene Ontology annotation, molecular function: ubiquitin conjugating enzyme activity. The transcript has 3 exons.